Messenger RNA from Zingiber officinale, 597 nucleotides. Its product is annotated as actin-related protein 7-like. Gene Ontology annotation, cellular component: nucleus. Gene Ontology annotation, biological process: anatomical structure morphogenesis. The record is from RefSeq and is a predicted model, not a curated record. Bases 1 to 552 code for a protein of 183 amino acids. Lineage: Eukaryota; Viridiplantae; Streptophyta; Magnoliopsida; Zingiberales; Zingiberaceae. The transcript is spliced from 4 exons.
AUGAAGGCAGCAUGGUCCGAGUCUUCAGACGAAUCCGAGACUGACAAAGAAGAACCGGCAAGCUUCCUCGCACUACCAGUACUAGCAUCUGUGGCGGAAACUGAGUCCGAAUACGAGACAGAUAGCAAGACGCUUCUCGAUCCAACAACUAUAACUAUUGGACGAGGGGGCUAUAUUGUUGGAGAAGCUUUAUUUGAACCAUCUAUCUUGGGUAUAGAAGAGUAUGGGAUAGUUGAGCAGUUGGUUCGCAGCAUAACAAGUGUUUCUUCUGAGAACCUUCGUCAAUUGCUUGAAAAUACAAUGCUUUGUGGUGGUACAACAUCUAUGACUGGUUUUGAAGAACGGUUUCAGAAAGAAGCAAAUUUGUGCUCCUCGUCCAUCCACCCAUCUCUCAUAAAGCCCCCAGAAUACAUGCCAGAGAAUUUAUCAAAGAACUCAGCCUGGAUGGGCGGUGUCAUAUUGGCUAAAGUUGUUUUCCCACAGAAUCAGCACAUAACCAAGGGAGAUUACGAUGAGACGGGACCAACAAUCGUUCACAAAAAAUGCUUCUAGGCCUGGUUGAACUCACUCUGGGUGAGCAUCAUUGUUGCCGCAUCA